AUGCUUGUUUUCAAAAGAGGUAUUCACGUAGUACCCAAGCUACCUAAUGCCAAGGGACUACUACAAAAUGGGAUUCCUAAAAUACUCAGUUCUAUGGGUUUCAAGACGGUAUGGUUCGACUAUCAGCGGUAUCUAUGCGAUAAGCUAACACUGGCGACAGCGGGACAGUCUCUUGAAUCUUAUUACCCAUUCCACAUAUUACUGAAAACUGCAGGAAAUCCAUUGCAAUCUAAUAUUUUCAAUUUGGCCUCGUCCAUCCACAAUAACCAUUUAUUCGUGGAAAAUAUUUUACCGUCGACCAUCAAGACGGGCACUGAUUCGGAUGCAGCGGUAAAGACAGAGCCAUCAAGGCUUUUCUUGUCAAGAAUUGAAGAUUCUUUCGAUGGCAGCGACUGGGAAGCUGUAAAAGAGGAGAUGAUACAUCGUGCCGAGAAUGAGGUAUUAGGACAAGGCUGGCUGUUUCUCGUCGAAAACAAAGAAAAAAAGCUCUUUAUAUUAACCACUAAUAACAAUGGUACCCCGUAUUAUUUCCCCAGGAACCAAUCGUUUGAUUUAAACAGUGCAAUUUCUAUCGAUGAAUUUGGUACCCUAAAGCAAAUGGAAAAAAUGAUCGGAAACUCUACGAAGCUGAAUGGUAAGGUACAGGAUUGGACCAUGCCUGUAAUUUGCGUCAAUCUAUGGGAUCAAGCGUAUUUGCAUGAUUAUGGCGUUGGUAACCGAUCGAAAUACGUGAAAAAUGUUCUUGAUAACUUGAAUUGGUCGGUGGUAAAUAAUAGGAUAUUCUCUGGUAUCUCGAGGUAG
Messenger RNA from Saccharomyces mikatae IFO 1815, 801 nucleotides. RefSeq names its product mitochondrial 37S ribosomal protein mS42 (gene RSM26). Gene Ontology annotation, biological process: superoxide metabolic process. The record is from RefSeq and is a predicted model, not a curated record. Lineage: Eukaryota; Fungi; Ascomycota; Saccharomycetes; Saccharomycetales; Saccharomycetaceae. The coding region runs from base 1 to 801 and encodes 266 amino acids. The transcript has a single exon. Gene Ontology annotation, molecular function: metal ion binding; superoxide dismutase activity.